Molecule: messenger RNA, 1269 nt
Organism: Mugil cephalus (flathead mullet)
Lineage: Eukaryota; Metazoa; Chordata; Actinopteri; Mugiliformes; Mugilidae
Gene: tra2b
Product: transformer 2 beta homolog
Exons: 8
Coding region: 143-1000 (285 amino acids)
Biological process (GO): positive regulation of mRNA splicing, via spliceosome
Cellular component (GO): spliceosomal complex
Molecular function (GO): RNA binding
Source: RefSeq, a predicted model, not a curated record
UACAGACUCAAGACCAGGGGGAGGAACUAACCAUCAGACACACACACACUUACAUCCAUCCGCCGUAGUAGGUCGUAGCUAGCUUAGCUGGUUAUCACCGGGGCGUAAUAUCUGUCAUUUUCAUACAUUCACUGUCACUAUAAUGAGCGACAACGACAAAGGCCGGGAGUCUCGCUCCGCAUCCAGGAGCGUGAGUCCACGGGGCUCUGGGAAGUCGGCGAGCCGCUCCCCGGCUCAUUCACCCGCCCACUCCAAAGAUGACUCCCACCGCUCCCGUUCCCAUUCCCGCUCCAAAUCUCGGUCCCGGUCCAGGUCCAAAUCUGGGUCCCAUUCCCACCGGGGCUCACGCAGGCACUACAGUCGAUCUCGCUCCCGCUCAAGGUCCUAUCGUCGCCGAUCUCACAGUAGGUCCUAUAGUGGGGAGCGCCGGCGCAGAAGCCAUAGUCGCUCCCCCAUGUCUGAUCGCCGCAGGCACAUCGGCAACCGAGCUAAUCCCGAUCCCAACGCCUGCCUGGGAGUGUUUGGCCUGAGUUUGUACACCACAGAGAGGGAUCUGAGGGAUGUCUUCUCCAAAUACGGCCCCCUGGCGGAUGUCAGUAUCGUGUAUGACCAGCAGUCGAGGCGCUCCAGGGGCUUCGCAUUUGUUUACUUCGAGAACACAAAUGAUGCUAAAGAGGCAAAGGAACGGGCCAACGGCAUGGAGUUGGAUGGUCGUAGAAUCAGGGUGGACUUCUCCAUCACAAAACGACCUCACACCCCCACCCCUGGGAUCUACAUGGGACGACCCACAUAUGGUGGAGGUGGUCCCAGUGGUGGUCCUCGCCGUUACUCCCGUGAAUACGACCGCGGGUACGAUCGGGGCUACGACAGAGGAGGCUACGAUCGCUAUGACGACCGGGAGUACUACAGGUCAUACAGAAGGCGAUCUCCAUCACCAUACUACAGAGGAGCUUACAGAUCUCGAUCCAGAUCACGGUCUUAUUCUCCCCGUCGAUAUUGAGCGUUCCCGACGAGCAUAAACCUCUUCUUCUCCCAGUCACAGGCAGGAAGUCUUUCUAAGAGAUGUGACUGACUUCAGAGUAGAUCUUAUUUUGUAAAGGUAUACCGACAUCAGUUGUGAAGCAGUCGCCUCAUGUUUUUAUUUUUAAGUGUAUAGCAGCGUCUGUUGUAAGUGUUAUAUUGAUGUAGGGUUUUUGUUGUAUACGAACCGGGUGAAAACUCAUAUUUGAACCGAUUAAAAAGGAGAUGCUUUUUUUUUUUCCACCUCGA